Sclerotinia trifoliorum is the source of this 1191-nucleotide messenger RNA. The record is from the annotation of a GenBank genome assembly. NCBI's taxonomy places the organism in Eukaryota, Fungi, Ascomycota, Leotiomycetes, Helotiales, Sclerotiniaceae.
UGGUUGGUAUGUACUAGGGACAGUAGCUGGGUACCUAGCUAUAGAUCGGAGAUUCACAACUAUUCAACCCCAACUCUUCAUACCGGUAUUAUUCCACACAACACUUCACCAUGCAAUAUACCACCAACCUCCUUCCCAUUCCCUCACUGCUCCUCCUAUUAACCUCACAAAUCCAACAAGCAUCAGCAAACACCGAAAAAGCCAUAUUCCUCGGUCCCUCAGCCCUGCAAAUCCCCGCAGCUCAUCCAACCCUUUCCGACCUGCAUCUCUCCGCCCUCUCACCCCAACACCACAUAUUACGAACACACAUCGAUGCCGAAUUCCCUACAUCCAAUUCAAAAUAUGGCCAAUCUUCAUGGUAUCUUCUCCAGGGAUUGGAAGAGGGACAACGAUAUGAAGUGCGAGUGUGCUGGGCAGCCACGGUACGAGACGCCUCUCCGUAUUCCAUAUUUUCCGAGCUUGAAAUGCUUAAAAUCUGGAUCAUUGCUAAUGAAUCUUAAUCAAUCCAGGAUCCAACUUCAUUUCGUCUUAACACUUAUGACUUAACAGCCGUUUUCGAAACCCCUGAAUUGAUUACAUCUCUUGCACAAUAUUCAGAGACUCGUCAGCCUGUGUUCAAUGAUGUUCAAGAUCAUAUCCCCAAAAUCUCCCAUGCCGACUUUAAAUAUAAGCAUAAAGAUGAUAUCUCUUCAACAUUAUUUCUACAGAUUUAUGCAGCUGCAGAUUAUUAUACCAUGAAUCGAACUCUUAUGGAGGAUGUUCCACCUGUAUUAGUCGACAUUAUUCUGGACCCUUACAUAUUCAAUAUCCUUCCCAGAUCAUUAGUACCCACUAUCGCAUAUGUAAUUUUACUUGCUGUCGGAAGCUGGUAUGCUUCAAAAUACGUCAUGGAUUGGAUGUGCACGAUUGGUGCCAAUGAGUUGAAGAGUGAGAAGAAGAAUUCAUGAAUAGCAGGCUAUCAUAUUUCAUAAAGAGUAUUCUCUCCAAAAGCCAUGCAGUUUUCGCAUAUACAGGAUAUCGAUCUAUCAGAAGAAGCCCUAGCCGUCCCAAACACACCGGAGUUAUUAGCUCGCUUACUCUAUCCAUCAUACUACGAUUAAAGCACUACCAUCCUGGUUGACCAGGAUAACCACUGGAAGGAGGAGGAGGGUAACCACCAGAUGAACCACCUUGCGAGCCAUGUUGUUGAUG